GCCGCGGUUGACGUCACUCGGAUCCCCCCAGACGCGCCGUGUUUACUCGGAGCGCGUGAGGUCCAGCGGUUGGCUGGGCGUGGAGCUGCGAGUCUUCCAUUCACCUGAGCCUUUGCUGCAGACUCGGGAGGGGUAUAUAAGUGUCCGGUUAUAGGGAGGAGGUAUAUAAGUGUCCAGACAGCUGGAUCUGACACGGUGUGGGUCCAGUCCUUCCUCCACGCAGCCAUGCGCGUGCGCUCCGAGCCCUGCAGCUUCGUGCUGCUGCUGUGCGUCCUGAUGCGGAGCGCCGCGCCUCUCAGCAACCACAACACGGAGCUGCGCCACACCACGCAAACCACACAUACCAGCCGCAGCGAGCACAGCGAGCACAGCACCGAGCCGGACACUGUGGGGGCAGCCGCGCUCAACCGCGCGCGCAGCGCAGGAAGGGGACUGGAGAACGCGGGAGCGCGCGGGAGCGGCGAUCGAGGCCCAGUGGGCUGCAGAGAGCUGCGCUCCACUAAGUACAUCUCCGAUGGCCAGUGCACCAGCAUCAGCCCCAUUAAAGAGCUGGUGUGUGCAGGGGAAUGCCUCCCAGCCCAGAUGCUGCCUAACUGGAUAGGAGGACACGGCAGGAAGUUCUGGAACCGGAGGGGCAGCUCCAACCAAGACUGGCGGUGCGUCAACGACAAGAGCCGGACCCAGCGCAUCCAGCUGCAGUGUCAGGAUGGCAGCACCAGGACCUACAAGAUCACGGUGGUAACUGGCUGCAAGUGCAAGCGCUACUUGAGGCAGCACAAUGAAUCAGGAAACAAGUCUGAGAGCAUCUCUCAACCACAACCAAUCCACAAGCCCAAGACCAAGCAGAAGAAUGGGAAUAGCAAGGCAAUUGGGAACUGGCCUGAGCUGGAGUCCUGAGACUGAACGAGGCAGUGGAUUACCUCUAAAGGAAGAACUGCACAAUAGACUGUUGAUGAAAGAGCAGUGGAAAAGGAACUGACAGUGUCUUUGAGGAUGGACAGGUUGACAAUCUACUGCUAUUAUGCCUGAAGUGAGUGAGACUUCACACCAAGCUUGGCCUCCAAUGAUCACUGCUCCUGAUUCUUAUGCAAACCCACAAUGGCUACAUGCCAGAGUUUGGCAUUUGAAUAUAUCUAAAAUAUUCCUCUGAUCCUAUGACUGUCUCUCUAUGAGAAAUCAUAUCACUGGCUGUAGUAUGCAGUAGUAUGUAUGGAACGCCAGGACAAGCUGAAUUAUCUCAAGUUUGAGAAGGAUAUAGCUAUGUGUAAAUAGUCUGUGUAAAUAAACAGUAUAUGCAUUCAUAUGUAAUUAACUGUGUUGCAAGGUAUUUACUUUUUUCAAAUGUGCUAUUAUCAAGUAUAUAUUGAUAUAAUAUAUUUUGCAUUGAUGUUUUCUACACAUUUUUCACCUAUUCCUACAUAUACAUGUUUUAAUUUUAUGCAGGCAUUGAUACGUACAUGGUAUUGCACUAAUCUAUGUGACAGUAAUGUUCAUAUUCACUUUUUUAGUGUGAAGGUAUUAAAUUGCAAUCAUUCAAACACA
Messenger RNA from Pygocentrus nattereri (red-bellied piranha), 1542 nucleotides. It is a transcript of the gene sostdc1a, whose product is annotated as sclerostin domain containing 1a. Lineage: Eukaryota; Metazoa; Chordata; Actinopteri; Characiformes; Serrasalmidae. The coding region runs from base 226 to 897 and encodes 223 amino acids. Gene Ontology annotation, molecular function: BMP binding. Gene Ontology annotation, biological process: negative regulation of Wnt signaling pathway; negative regulation of BMP signaling pathway. The transcript is spliced from 2 exons. The record is from RefSeq and is a predicted model, not a curated record.